Molecule: messenger RNA, 1698 nt
Organism: Salvelinus sp. IW2-2015
Lineage: Eukaryota; Metazoa; Chordata; Actinopteri; Salmoniformes; Salmonidae
Source: RefSeq, a predicted model, not a curated record
CUGCAUCUCAGCCGGUAGAGCUGCCUGAAAACCACACAUCGUGAGUGGGUCAUUCAUUCAUAGCCUCCUGGACUCCAAUACCCUCAACCCCGAUCUAAUGGUGAAUUGACUUUAUAGUAGCACAUGACAACAGGCACUGCUGUUGAUCUACUGUAUUCUACAAAUAAAGAAGGCUGAACUGAAUGAUAACCGAACCACCUUGCUGACGGUAAACUACUGUAUUAUGUUCCUCUAGCCAGAAAAUGCUUGUUAGUGUAUUCUUUCUACCAGUGUAACAGUGCUGUAAUGAACUCAUGUCAACAUUCCAAAAUUCAAGAUAGACCAACACAUCUCAAAGGUGAAAAAUGGUUAUACAUAUUCAAUGUUGGUCCUGAAGGUCUACUGCAGCUGCUGGUUUCCAUGCAAUCCCUCCGAUCAGUGACUGAUUCAGAUCUGGGACCAAAUACUAUUUGAAAUAAUUUCAAAUACUUUAGCUGUGCUUCAUUGAGCUUCCCUGUUGCAAACUCCACCCACAUAGCAACCCAGGCAGGCUGAAGCAAACGCUUAAAGAACGGAAAAGAUUUCAAAUAGUAUYUGAACCCAGGUUUCCAUGGUACAUCAGCUGAUUUAACUAUCUUGUCAGUCAAUUAUAUGUACAAUUCAGCAGAUGUUUGGGUGAGCGAUUAGCAUUUUGGCUGCUUGUUUAUGUUUAACUCCUGGAGAAGAGGUUUUGGUAAUUAGUACUCUCAAUAAUUAAAUCAUGAUGCCUUUGUCGUUUUAAUUUGAGGGUGGAUAUUGGGAGUUAUGGCGCCAUGUAUCUGAAUCCCCUGGUAAUCUGGCUAGUUGGCACCGAGAAGUGAGGUGUUGGAGGCUGUAGCUCAGCCUCUUGGCCAUGGAGACAGGUGGGCCUCCUGUUGCACCAGGCCAGCCUGGCCAACCCGGUCAGCCAGGCCCGGUGCUGGGGCUUCGGAGUCUCUCCUUUGCCUACCAGGGAUUGCUAGAGAUCCCCUACGAAGUCAUACUAGCCCAGCGAGACACCCUGGAAGUGUUGGACCUCAGCUACAACCUGCUGGAGGACCCAGCUCUCCUGGGUGAACUGGAGAAGCUCAGCACUCUGAUCCUGGACUGCAACAGCUACUCGUCCCACGUCAAGUUCCCCUACAUGCCUAGUGUCACCACCGUGUGGAUCAACAAGAACAAGAUCGGCAACCUGCCCAUCUUCGUUGAGGAAAUCCGAAGCAAGUUCCCCAACAUCAAGAUUCUCAGCAUGAUGAACAAUGAAUCAGCACCCAGCUACUUCAAUGGAGGGAGUCUAGACCAGUACAUAGACUACAGGCAGUAUGUGAUCAGUCAGAUCCCAAGCCUGAAGAUCCUGGAUGACACUGAGGUUUUGGAGAAAGAGAGAGCGCAGGCUAAGAAGACCUAUAGGAUGCAGAGGACCAGGGAAGGCAGCAAAAAGAGGAAGGAACUUCAAAAUUAAACCCUCCAUAACACUGCUCCCUAUCGAACUGAACUUUAUCAAGAUGAGAAAAAUAAUCAUUGUAUAGAUAGAUGACUAGUUCAAGGCAAGUUAGCACAAUUUCAAAUAUAUUUUCAACAUGUUUAUCUAUCAAAAUUAAAAUGGGAUAAUUUCUCUUAUGACUUUAUAGUGUGUUCUAAGCUGACAUAUGGAAUUGUUUUAAGAUGGUCAUACUAUGGAGCAUUUAGCUAUUUGAUUUG